Ornithorhynchus anatinus (platypus) is the source of this 3493-nucleotide messenger RNA. RefSeq names its product CCR4-NOT transcription complex subunit 4 (gene CNOT4). Gene Ontology annotation, molecular function: metal ion binding; RNA binding; ubiquitin-protein transferase activity. Lineage: Eukaryota; Metazoa; Chordata; Mammalia; Monotremata; Ornithorhynchidae. Gene Ontology annotation, biological process: protein ubiquitination. Gene Ontology annotation, cellular component: CCR4-NOT complex. The transcript has 12 exons. The record is from RefSeq and is a predicted model, not a curated record. Bases 153 to 2291 code for a protein of 712 amino acids.
CGGCCGUCCGCCCGCCCGCGGGCUUGCGAGCGGGGAGAAGGGUCGGCGCCCCAGGCCGGUCUUCAAAGUGCGCCAUUUUAACUGUCUGGACGGACCGACCUCCUCCCUUAAGUUAUUAUAAACUUUUUUUGCUGCUGUGCAUCCACGUGAAGAUGUCUCGUAGCCCUGAUGCGAAGGAAGACCCUGUGGAAUGCCCCCUUUGCAUGGAGCCCCUGGAGAUCGAUGAUAUCAACUUUUUCCCUUGCACAUGCGGUUAUCAGAUCUGUCGCUUCUGUUGGCAUCGUAUCCGCACAGACGAAAACGGACUCUGUCCAGCUUGCAGAAAGCCAUACCCAGAAGACCCAGCAGUCUACAAACCACUCUCCCAGGAAGAGCUGCAAAGGAUAAAGAAUGAGAAGAAACAGAAGCAAAACGAGAGGAAACAGAAGAUCUCAGAGAAUCGUAAACACUUGGCCAGCGUAAGGGUCGUCCAGAAGAACUUGGUCUUUGUGGUAGGGCUCUCCCAGCGCCUAGCCGAUCCAGAGGUUUUAAAACGACCCGAAUAUUUUGGGAAGUUUGGUAAAAUACACAAAGUCGUCAUUAAUAACAGCACAUCGUACGCUGGCUCCCAGGGUCCAAGUGCCAGUGCGUACGUAACUUACAUCCGGUCAGAAGAUGCUCUCAGAGCCAUUCAGUGCGUUAACAAUGUGGUGGUAGAUGGCAGAACACUUAAGGCAUCUUUAGGUACAACAAAAUACUGCAGUUACUUCUUAAAGAAUAUGCAGUGUCCAAAGCCCGACUGCAUGUAUUUGCAUGAACUGGGGGACGAAGCAGCUAGCUUCACAAAAGAAGAGAUGCAGGCGGGCAAACACCAAGAAUAUGAACAGAAAUUACUUCAAGAGUUAUAUAAACUAAACCCCAAUUUUCUCCAGCUGUCCACGGGUACAGUCGACAAGAAUAAGAACAAAGUGACCCCACUGCAGAGCCCCAUCGACAAACCUUCAGAUUCUCUAAGUAUAGGAAACGGCGACAACUCACAGCAGAUUUCAAACAGCGACACACCUUCGCCACCUCCAGGUUUAUCCAAACCCAAUCCAGUCAUCCCCAUCAGUUCAUCCAAUCACAGCGCCCGGUCUCCUUUCGAAGGGGCAGUAACAGAGUCACAGUCGCUCUUUUCCGACAACUUCCGGCAUCCCAACCCUAUCCCGAGUGGGCUCCCCCCGUUCCCCAGCUCCCCACAGACUUCCAGCGAUUGGCCAACUGCACCAGAACCACAGAGCCUCUUCACAUCAGAAACCAUCCCAGUAUCCUCCUCGACAGACUGGCAAGCAGCGUUCGGCUUUGGAUCCUCCAAACAGCAAGAGGACGACUUGGGCUUCGACCCCUUCGACAUCACCCGCAAAGCCUUAGCAGACCUGAUAGAGAAGGAACUGUCGGUUCAAGAGCAGCCCUCCCUCUCGCCCACAUCUCUCCAGAACGCCCCCUCACACACUACGACCGCCAAAGGGUCAGGGUCCGGAUUCCUGCACCCGGCCGCCGCCCCCACGAAUGCCAACUCCCUCGGCGGCAGCACCUUCCCCGUCUUGCCCCAGAGGUUCCCUCCGUUUCCACAGCACCGGGCGGUGUACAACUCGUUCAGUUUUCCGGGCCAGGGGGCCCGCUACCCUUGGAUGGCCUUUCCACGCAAUAGCCUCAUGCACUUGAACCACACAGCAAACCCCACCUCAAAUAGUAAUUUCUUGGACUUGAAUCUCCCGCCACAGCACAGCACAGGUCUGGGAGGGAUCCCUAUAGCAGACAACAGCAGUUCUGUAGAGAGUUUAAAUAUGAAGGAAUGGCAGGACGGGCUAAGGGCACUUCUACCCAACAUUAACAUCAACUUUGGUGGACUGCCCAAUGCUUCUUCCCCUUCCAACGCCAACCACAGUGCGCCAACGUCCAACCCUGCCACCACGGACAGCCUGAAUUGGGACAGCCCUGGCAGCUGGAUGGACCCCGCCAUCAUCACAGGUAUCCCGGCGUCCACAGGAAACAGUUUAGACUCUCUUCAAGACGACAAUCCUCCACACUGGCUCAAGUCCCUCCAGGCCCUCACAGAGAUGGACGGCCCCAGUGCCGCCCCGUCCCAGACCCAGCACAGUAACCCCUUCAGCACACAGAUCCCUCUGCACAGAGCCAGCUGGAAUCCCUACUCGCCCCCUUCCAAUCCCACCAGCUUCCACUCCCCUCCCCCAGGUUUUCAGACGGCCUUCAGACCCCCCAGCAAACCCCCCACAGAUUUACUACAGAGUUCAGCACUGGACCGCCAUUAGGGGAAGGAGCCAGCACCGUUAGAAAUGCAGGAAUCAGCCCACCCUGUCUCCACCCUUCCAGUCCAUCCAUCCAUCCAUCCAUCCUCCGUCCCCCCUCUCAUAUCUUUCUUUCUGAAGAAUCCAGUUCCCGAUCCGACUUCUUUUCUCCGCCCCGUCCCCCGCCCCCUCCCCACCCCCCAAAUGCAAUGCGAUCGCAGGGUCAUCACCAUACCUUUUUGUCGUCCGAGUUUCCGCUGAGCUAGUGUCCGAGCGACACUUGAAAUUUUUUCCGAAAAGCCUUUUAAAAAGAAAAAAAAAAAAGAGAGAAAUAAGGGCAGUUUUGAUAUUUAGAGAAUUACCGUUUGUCUUUUGCACAUAAUAAUGAUAUUUUCUGCCUAGCAGAAAAUGACAGUUAAUCUACGGGGAAGGUCAGGUAAAUGCAGAAUCAACUGCAGACGCUGAAGAAACCGGUUCGUUUAAAAAGAAAUGGCCGAACCGCAGUGGAAAGAGCGGUGUCAUCCAGUUUGCAUUCAGGCAUAUCACUGUGCAGAGAAAAUGCUUUUCUUUUCUUUUUUUUCCUCCCCCUUUUUUUCCCUUUUUUCUUUCCCUUUUUUUUUUUUCUGGGGGGCAAGUUGCAGGGAUACUUGAUGAUGUCAGUAAGCCAAAGGGUUGUCAUGAAAGUUGGUCUAAGGAGGAAUAUUGUUCUAUAGCAGUAACUGACCUGUUGCUAGAGAGUUUAUAAAGUUGAGGGGAAGGGAGGGAUGAGAUUUUUUUAAAAACAAAAAAACCCAAAAUUUUGGCUUUAGAUUUAAACAUAAAUGUUUUAAAAGUAUUCACAGAUUUAAUACCUAGCAUAUACAUCAUAUUAUAAGCAGCUGAAAUACGAGUGAUAUUUACUUCAGUCUUUCUAUCUGUCAGUCUCUCUCUUUUUUUUUUUUUUCUCCCCCCCCAAAGUUAAAUUCUGACCAGGGCACUCUGGGAUAACACUGCAUUGGGGCCAUAAGUUCACCAUCAGGAGCGCAACCUUUGACCUCCUCUGCCUGCAGCUUUUACUUAACCCUGUAGUUUCUGGACGUUUGUGCAGUAUUGAAAAGACAGGAUAAAAGAAAAAAAAACAGUUAAACAUGGUUAUAACCUGACGCUAAAACUAAAAACAAGGAAAUGUACCUCUUUCUUCAGAAUUAAAACUAAAAUCUUAAAUAAAACAGAAAACUUGAUGAUGA